This is a messenger RNA of Pestalotiopsis fici W106-1, 1044 nucleotides long. RefSeq lists its product as uncharacterized. Bases 1 to 1044 code for a protein of 347 amino acids. Gene Ontology annotation, molecular function: S-adenosylmethionine-homocysteine S-methyltransferase activity. The transcript has 2 exons. Lineage: Eukaryota; Fungi; Ascomycota; Sordariomycetes; Amphisphaeriales; Sporocadaceae. The record is from RefSeq and is a predicted model, not a curated record. Gene Ontology annotation, biological process: S-methylmethionine cycle.
AUGGCAUCCAUCCGAAUCCUUGAUGGUGGCUUGGGAACAAGUCUGGAAGACAAAUAUGGCGUGAAGUUCAAUCACUCAAUGCCGCUUUGGUCUACUCACUUCUUGGUCCAAGGUGAGGAAACACUAUUAGCGUGCCAGGCAGAUUUUGUCACUGCGGGUGCCGAUGUGCUCCUGACGGCAACAUACCAAACUUCAAUUGAAGGCUUCCAGCGCACAAGGACAGCAGAUCAUCCCGAUGGAAUUUCCAAGGAGUACAUUGGAGGUUACAUGUCAAAAGCUGUGGCAAUAGCCGAGAAAGCAGUUCGUGACAGCGACAGCAAAAUUGCGCUCAGUCUCGGCCCGUAUGGUGCUUGCAUGAUUCCCGGCCAGGAAUACACCGGCAAUUAUGAUGACGACCACGACUCAGAAGAGUCGCUUUACAGCUGGCAUUUGGAACGGCUCCAGCUAUUCACUGUUGUACCUGGACUAAUUGAGAGGAUCAGCUAUAUUGCUCUCGAGACAAUCCCCCGCCUGGACGAAUUUCGGGCAGCAAGAAGGGCAGUGCAAGACUCUGGUAUCAAAGCGCCUUUUUGGAUGGCUGGUGUUUUCCCAGGCGAGGGCGACACGCUACCAGAUGGCUCGUCGAUUGUUCAAGUGGUCGAAGCAAUGGUUGAUCCAGCAACCCGCGGUGCUCGGCCAUGGGGUAUUGGCAUCAACUGUACCAAGCUCCACAAACUCCCAAGCCUGAUUGAAUCCUUUGAGUCUGCUGUCAAGGAAUUGAUUGAAUCUGGACGCCUUGAGCGGUCGCCAGCAAUGGUGGUGUAUCCUGACGGGACCAACGGCGAGGUAUACAACACUACAACCAAGACAUGGGAGAAGCCUCAAGGUCAGGAACACAAGGACAUUGCAAACGCUGAUUCCUGGGCAUCGCAAUUGGCAAAUGUCAUCCGCACAUCAAGUACUCGUGGAUGCUUUCAGAGCUACCUUGUCGGAGGUUGUUGCAAAGCCUCUGCAGUUGAUAUUGGUGAUUUGAAAAGGGAGUUCGCUAGCCAGGGGUCAACUUGA